UGCUUUAAAAGUCAGUGAUUCAUGUGUUCUUUAUUCAUGUAUCCUCCAGAAUAUCUUGUUCAUCCUGUUCCUGUACUUGCAGUCUAUGGUCUAACAGAUGACGCGGUUGUGGCAGGAGACACAUCAAAACUGAGUCUUGUGAGUACAUUAGUGUCUGUCUUGACAAACAAGACAGAGUAUACAUUGUAUGAAGCAUCUCGGUAUUUGACAUAUCCUCAAACAUCACCUCCUUUUCGAGUCAUGACAGUGUCCAAGGAAUAUACAUUGCCUCAGAAACAAACAUCUUUACCUAAUGUACCACCCCCUCAUUCUCCACUUUCACCUCUCUCGACUGAUUCACCACUAUAUCCAGAUGGCAUCAUGACGCCUCUUUGGAUCAAGAAGCAUACGUAUCUACCCAGUGUAGUUGUGGGUUGCUAUGAACUGUAUGUCGAUAGUCGUUCAUUACGUGAGACAGGACCAUUGGCCUCUCAAGUCUUGAUAGAUCCACUUGAGCGCGAACACGAUGCUCAAUUAGCCACUGAAAUCAACACACGACGUAAAUACUUUCAAGAUAAGGGUAUCAAGUUUGCUGCUGUGAUCAUGUUGAAGCAGCGUUCUUUAGAUCCUUCAGUAGAAGAACGGUUAUCGUCUAUUCGAAAACAAUGUGGAUUAGAUGCCAAGAGCUCAUUUUUCACAGUGACACCAGGCACUUUGACUGAAAUACAAGAAUUUGUUAACAUGCUUUAUCGAGCAUUGUAUGAACCUGCUUUACAGUUCUAUAAUAACCGCCUUAAAAAGAUUCGUAAAAAGAAAUCCAAAUUACCUUCGCCUACACUGCCCAGACUUGAUGUGUCUUCAUCCGAACCAUUGUCUGUACCUGGAUGGAUGUUGCGAUAUGAAUUAAAAAUAGCUUUUUUUCAAGAGACAAGACAGGAUAUGGAAGGUGCUUUAAAAUCCUAUGAAGUAGCCUAUAGUAUGUUGUCCGAUAUGCUUGCACCUACUAUGGGACAUACAGGCCUGACAAUCCAUGGCAAACGAUGGAAAGAAGCACGUCAAUUAAUCGACUGCAUCAACAUCAAGCUCUGUCGACUUCAGUUAUAUAUGCACGAACCUACAGCAGCACUGAGUCAGUUGAAUGGCCACUUACACAUGUUCCAAUCGCAUUCCUCUAUAUGGGGUAUGGGUGAACAUACUUUUGAAUACUGGGCAUGGUUGUCAAAACAGUAUCGUAUCUUUGCGGAUGUGAUUGACACGGCUGUUCAUGCUGGAUACAAAAUACCUCUUCCUACUGCUUAUCUCUCUGCUUCUGCCACACCAACAAGUCCUUUAAACCAUGGCCAGUCAGGCUGUAACCCGGGUGCUAUUCUUCAACAUCCUGGAUUUUACUACCAUUUGGCAGCCAUGUGUUGUGCAGAACGUAGAAGACGAUAUCUGGAAAAAGAACGAGCUGAUCCAACCAACGCAGCAUUACAGACAGAGAAAGCAGUCGAUCAUUCGAGCUUGACGAUCGAAUUGCUCACCAAGAGUUAUGAACAGUUCAAGCGAUACCGUAAUAGUCGAAUGACACUUUACUUGGCUGCUGAAAUUGCAGGCACGUAUUAUGAAACAGGCAAGUUUGAAAUGGCCAUCAAGUUUUUUGAGCGUAUUGGCAAGACCUACCGUAAAGAGAAAUGGCAUAUGGUCUUGACAUCUAUUUUGCGUUGGUCAUUGCGGUGUGCUAAAGAACUGAGUUCUUGGUCAAGAGCGAUUGAAUGUCUAGUUGAAUUGAUGUCGGAUGACUUGCCAAUGGCAGAGAACAAGCGAAACGACAUUCAGAAAGAAUUGAUGGAUAUGUUGGGAUCAGACAAGACACAGGAAUAUACGCAUCUAGUGAUUCAAAUGGAUCAAAUCAAUGCUUUUGUGGCAUGUCAAGUACAGAUCAAACAACAGACCAACUUUGUAGGGACACCUAUUGAGUAUCAAGUGGUACUCAAAACAGAUAAGACGUCUCCUCCUGCUCCUUUUCGUUUUCAGGCAGUCAGGGUUGUGUUCAAUGAUCCUGAAUAUAAUCUGAUCAUUCAAGAUAUGGGUAUUGAAGAAGGAUUGCCCAAGUCUGUUGAGUUGAACGAUGUCACAAAGACCACUAAAAUGACCGAGGAAGGUGAAUACAAGGGUUGGUCUACAACCAAAGCAGAUCUUAGAGUCUAUCAAGGCCAAAUCAAAGCAUUUCAAGGCAGUUUGAUACCUCAAGCAUGUGGUGAAUUAAAGAUAGUCCAUAUCUGCCUGGACAUGAUAUCGCCUCAAUGGCAUAUCGAACUGGAUUAUCCACUCGAUAAACUGAAUGAAGAACAACCCUCGUAUAGAAGAAAAUGGCUGGAGGGUCUCUCGAAUGAGAAACCCAGCUAUAAAAUCUUGACAGGUCGAGGCUGUUUAUCCACAGUGAUGGUGAUGCAGAAACCACCAAGUAUUGAUCUCAAGUUUGAACAUGCUGCACCUGCUCUUUUAGAUGAAUUGUUCAAGUUAAAUGUAACCAUCACAAGUUCAGAAGAAGAACCUAUUCAGGCGAUAUUGAUAGCCGACAUAAAAAACUCAGAAGGACCAGUAGCACAAGACUACGUGACAUUUACGAUGCAAGACUCAGAAGAGCGAGAGACAACCAUAGGUCUUAUUGAACCCCAUACGUCUGUUUCCAAGACUGUCUAUCUUCAUGGCAGUCAAGUGACGGGUGCACGCUUGAUUCAUAUGACAGUGAAAUAUACCAUGGCAGGUAGAGAGAAUAAUUCACAGAUGGUAGAGAAAUCAGAGUCUUUACGUAUUCCAUUUAUUGCGCCUUUUGAUGCUAAUUUUGAAUUGUGUGCACAAAACAACAUGCCUCAAGAAGCGAUAUCACCCAACAUGUCAAGUACAGAACGAUGGUUACUUGUGGCUUCCAUUCGUUGUUUCUCUACUUGGGAUUUAGAUAUUAAACAAGUACAACUUGAAAAAGACAAAUCCUUUUCUGAUCCUUAUACCUCACUUGAAUUGAUUUCUCGAAUGGAAGAUUUUGACAAUCAAACCUGGAAAACGGGGCAUGUAUACAAUGCGAAUUAUUUAUUUCAAUCAAGCACAUUGGAUAUCACGGAACAAUCAUUUUCUAUUCCAACAGGCAAAAUAAUGAUUGAAUGGAAAAGAUCUGAAGACCAACAAUCCAACUAUUACAAGACAUGGGUUCAAUUACCUAAUCUUCCUGUUCAACAACACAACUUGACAGUCAUGGCUGACAUACCAUCUGAAAUUUAUUUAGGAGAACCAUUCACACUGACCUAUAUGAUCCAUAACCCUACUUUGCAACUAGCAGAUUACACAGCCUCCAUGGAGCUCAGUGAAGCCUUUGUGUUUUCAGGUUAUAAGCAGUGUAAAGGUCGUGUCUUACCACUCUCCAAGACCAGUUAUCAUUACACAUGUUACCCUCUUUUGGCUGGUAAAGUCAAGAUACCUCGACUUAAAGUUAUGGCUUCUCAACAACAGAUGGGAGAGAGAGAAAUACCAGUUCAAAUUGCAGGCACAGGUGUUUCAUUUUCAUUUGAUAAUGAAUUGGAACAAAAACAAACUGAACUUUGUUUAGACAUGCCUCUCUUGACCUUUGUCAAUGCCAAACGUCGCUUUGUAUAGAAAAUAAAAAUUGAACUCGGGCAAAUUAUCUUGUUGAACAAUAGAUUAGUAAAAUUUAAAAUGUGUG
This is a messenger RNA of Gilbertella persicaria, 3679 nucleotides long. RefSeq names its product Gryzun, putative trafficking through golgi-domain-containing protein. NCBI's taxonomy places the organism in Eukaryota, Fungi, Mucoromycota, Mucoromycetes, Mucorales, Choanephoraceae. Gene Ontology annotation, molecular function: protein binding. Bases 22 to 3612 code for a protein of 1196 amino acids. The record is from RefSeq and is a predicted model, not a curated record. The transcript is spliced from 12 exons.